AUUGGCUGAGCCUGUUUGGCGCCAAAGCGAGGAGGAGCGGCUGAGCGCUUUGGGGCUCCGAACAAUAGAAGUGCCGCGGCCGAGAGCCCAGCGACCGUUUGGCGUGGCUUGGCAGUUGACAGGACCGCGGGACCCAGGAGCGUCCGUCAUGUUCUGCGAAAAAGCUAUGGAGCUCGUCCGCGAGUUACACCGCGCGCCGGAAGGGCAGCUGCCGGCCUUCAACGAGGAUGGACUCAGACAAGUUCUGGAGGAGAUGAAAGCUUUGUAUGAACAAAACCAGUCUGAUGUGAAUGAAGCAAAGUCAGCUGGACGAGGUGAUUUGAUACCAACCAUCAAAUUUCGGCAUUGUUCUUUGUUAAGAAAUCGACGCUGCACUAUAGCAUACCUGUAUGACCGGUUGCUUCGGAUUAGAGCACUCAGGUGGGAAUAUGGCAGUGUCUUGCCAAAUGCUUUACGAUUCCACAUGUCUGCUGAAGAAAUGGAGUGGUUCAACCAUUAUAAAAAGUCUCUUGCUACUUACAUGAGGUCACUGGGAGGAGAGGAAGGAUUGGACAUCACCCAGGAUGUGAAACCCCCCAAAAGCCUCUAUAUUGAAGUACGGUGUUUGAAAGACUAUGGAGAAUUUGAAGUUGAUGAUGGCACUUCAGUCCUGCUUAAAAAAAAUAGUCAGCACUUUUUGCCUCGGUGGAAGUGUGAGCAGUUGAUCAGACAAGGGGUCCUGGAGCACGUGCUGUCCUGACUGUCCUGACGGCAGCGGGGACUUCAGGCUCCGCCAGGUGUGACGCUAAGUCUAGCUCAUGGAAACAUCCUCACUGGACCUCCCCUCUUCCUUUGAUUUUAAAUUUACAGGCAUGCUCUAAAAUAACCACGAAGGGCACCUGGGGGGAGCUCAGUGGUAGAGCACUUGCUUAGCAUUUGAGAAGCCCUGGGUUCCAUCCCUAGCACCUCAAAAGACAGGACAACAAAAAUCAAUGAGAGACUAUAGACCAGGAGCACGUGGCUACAAGUAUAAUCUGCCACCUGUUAAGCUUUGUUACAAGCUGUAUCUCUAAUCAUUGCAUUCCCAUAGUAAAUGCUGUACUUUUAUAAAUAAAAAUCAACAGUCUUCAGUUUGA
Molecule: messenger RNA, 1115 nt
Organism: Peromyscus leucopus (white-footed mouse)
Lineage: Eukaryota; Metazoa; Chordata; Mammalia; Rodentia; Cricetidae
Gene: Gins1
Product: GINS complex subunit 1
Exons: 7
Coding region: 149-739 (196 amino acids)
Biological process (GO): DNA replication; DNA strand elongation involved in mitotic DNA replication
Cellular component (GO): GINS complex
Source: RefSeq, a predicted model, not a curated record